AUGUUUGUAGUUUUGGGAUUGUCAAUUAUGCUUCUUGAAUUGCUCACUGGUAGGAAAAAUCUUGAUAGUUGUCACCGAAAGGAAGAGAGGAAUUUAGUUAUGUGGAGUCGGCCUUUUCUGGCUGAUGAGUCUAGACUGUCCCUGAUUGUGGAUUCUCAGCUAAAGGGUCAUUUCCCUGCCAAAGCAGCACAGGCAGUGGCUGAUAUUGCUCAACGAUGUCUUCAAAUGGAUCCAUCCGAGAGUUCCACCAUGAGAACUAUUGUAGAGCAUCUCAAAACCGUAGAAGACGUAAAAUAUACCUCUCAGUUUCCAUUGCAAGAGCCAGGAGCGGUUACAUCAAAACAUAUGUUAAGGUCACCCAGCUUGAAUAGGAUCAUUACACCAGCUCCUAAGUCCAAAUUCUCUCCUUACUUCCAACAAGCAGAUUAUCUAUAUCGUCCACAAGGUUUGCUGUACUGCCGUUAUCUUUUGCUCCCAAAACAUGUUCGUCUACCCUCUCUGGGGAGGAUAUAG
Molecule: messenger RNA, 513 nt
Organism: Fraxinus pennsylvanica
Lineage: Eukaryota; Viridiplantae; Streptophyta; Magnoliopsida; Lamiales; Oleaceae
Source: the annotation of a GenBank genome assembly